This is a messenger RNA of Laccaria bicolor S238N-H82, 1839 nucleotides long. RefSeq lists its product as uncharacterized. Bases 1 to 1839 code for a protein of 612 amino acids. The transcript has 6 exons. NCBI's taxonomy places the organism in Eukaryota, Fungi, Basidiomycota, Agaricomycetes, Agaricales, Hydnangiaceae. The record is from RefSeq and is a predicted model, not a curated record.
AUGGCUAGCUAUCUGACACCAUCAAACCCGGAUCCACUGCCGAUAAAAUAUUCCAAACCCCUUGUCCCGCUGUGGCAAUCUGAAGACGAGGCCUACGAGCAGCGGUUGCGCUCCAAUAAACGCAAUAGAGCUGAGGGUGGCAUUGGCCACGACGUUUUCAAACGCAUCUCCGUUGGCGCAAGUGCAAGUAGAAGUGUAGGAAGGAUCGUGGUUGAGCGUAAUCCUAAUUCUCCCAAGUCUCAUUUAGAGCGUGGUAUGAAGCUUCGUGUCCUCAGUGAUCAGGGUGACUCUGGCACAGACGAUGAUGAGCCCCGAUACCGUCCGCGAGCGAAGAUAACGUCCCGUAAAACGACGACACUUCAAACCGGGUUGAAGAGAUCUGCUGCUCGAAAGAUUGAGAUCAAACCCGCCACUUCUUCGAGUGAAGAGGACAGUGAUGUGGAUGAUUUUUCUGCCCAGUCUGAGUCUUCGUCGCGAGAGGAUGGUGAAGUUGAGGCGUUAGAAAUUGACCAUUUGGAUUUGGGUGCAGUGUACAACGACAUCGAUAUGGAUAGGCAAAGGCGAAACCCUCUUCCGUCAACAGCCAUCCUAUAUGAUACCCCUCCCAGAAUUACGAUACCUUUGCCGCAGUUAGGACUUCAAAGUCCCCCUGAAUCGUUGAUCGUCGCAAUCGAGGCCCUCUCACUUUCUUGUAGGUCGUGGACGAUCAAAUUACUCAUCCCAGAAGUCCCUAAAAAUGAUAAUGACCCAAGCCCCGCCAGAUUUCCCCACAACCAAGCGUCAGUAUCGCCACCAAGGCAAUCCUCUCAAACGAACGCAAUCCCAACGACCCAAUAUUCAGUAUCUUCAAAUUAUACGCCCCCGGUACGACCUCGAGAUAGCCUGUUUCCAUAUGUAACCCUUUCGCCUGCCACUCCCACGUCACCUACCCCACAGGAGCCACGUAUCCCUCCUUCGGAACGCGACGGAGCCAAUGCAAAACAACCGACAUCCAUCGAAUCACGCAAACCUGCCGCGCGCCAGAGCGCCCAAGGGGAAGCAACAAGGGUCUGGCAACCUCAACGUACGCAAGGAACUAGCGGUUUGAACGCAGAUGAGAGCGAUGACGACACCCCGCGAAACACCGGAACUAAGCAAGAAAAGAGCCAGGCUACCAGACCCACAAAUAUUCCACACCAAAAGCCCUUCUCCCCUGAAAAACAUCCUUCUCGCUUGGAUGGUACCACACCAUCAUCUUCAAGAGCGCGCUCAACGACAGUAAUAUCAGUAACGACUGCUACAACGGAGAAAAGUGUAGACGCCCCAUACCCCUCCCGAUACCCCACGCCCCCACCACGCGAUAACCCGCUGGGCGCGGCUGCCCAGCCUCCAUAUUUUCCUGCUCAGUCUGACUAUGGUGGACCAUCAGUGUAUUACUCAUGCAGACCUGGGGGACCGUCUCUUCUAGAUCUACUAGAUACCCUACCUCUGGAACCGUUUGGUGUUCUCGAUUGGGCGGUUUUGGAUCGCGAAGACGAAAUUUUUGAGAGCGACGACGUGAAGGAUGAGUACAAGGUUAUGCAUGCGCUCUGGGCUCGGUGGAUAGUUUUGAAUCGGAACAAAUUUGUUGCCAAUUAUCACAAGGGAACAAUCGCGUUUGUGGACUCGUAUUGGAAAAUGAUACACCGAGCUGCUGGAUGGGACGCAUUGCGGUACUGGUUACUUGUGAGGAACAACUGCUCAUCCCUUUUUUAUUUAUUUAAAUGUUGGCUCAACGCUUCAUUUCUCAGUGGCCAUGAGGUUGCAGAGGUUCUGCAACAUUAUGAGAGUUUGACAGGAAUGGCAACCUCGUAUGAUUGA